This is a messenger RNA of Colletotrichum paranaense, 288 nucleotides long. RefSeq lists its product as uncharacterized. Bases 1 to 288 code for a protein of 95 amino acids. The record is from RefSeq and is a predicted model, not a curated record. The transcript has a single exon. Lineage: Eukaryota; Fungi; Ascomycota; Sordariomycetes; Glomerellales; Glomerellaceae.
AUGGAGAGCACAUGUCUGGGCCGUCCCCUCCCCCCGUUGAGCACCGGCACUUCCGUGCUGUGGUGGGCGGGAAUGGGCUGCCAACGGGAUGUCGGAGACGGUGACAGACCGCCUGUAUCGUCAUGGGAUGGCCCCAAAGUGCGGAUGGACGGUCGACAUGGGACGAAAAAAAGUGUUGAGAGCCCGAGCACCGACGAUGGUUCUGGACCCUGGCGUAGGGUCUAUUGUUGUUUUGUUUUCAAUUCGAUGACUGUUGUCAACAUAGUCGUUCUUGAGAUUUGCAUAUGA